UUAAAAUCCUCCGUAUCAAUGGCAAGGACCAAGCAGACUGCACGCAAGUCCACAGGUGGCAAGGCGCCUCGUAAGCAGUUAGCCUCCAAGGCCGCUAGAAAGUCCACCCCUAGCACCGGUGGUAUCAAGAAGCCCCAUCGCUACAGGCCUGGCACUGUGGCUCUUAGGGAGAUCAGACGCUAUCAGAAGAGUACUGAUUUACUCAUCCGCAAGUUGCCCUUCCAGCGCCUUGUUAGAGAGGUGGCCCAAGACUUCAAGACCGACUUGAGGUUUCAGACCAGUGCUGUGAUGGCCCUACAGGAGGCGGCUGAGGCCUAUCUGGUGGGCCUCUUCGAGGACACCAAUCUGUGUGCUAUUCAUGCUAAGCGUGUUACCAUCAUGCCCAAGGACAUGCAGUUGGCCAGAAGAAUUCGGGGCGAGCGCUCGUAGACCUGUCCGGUGAGAGACGAUUCUAUGGUGACUAGUUGUGAGUACCCAAGGGCCCUAGGGGGCAUAGUGUUGUACCUUUUGUUUUUCAUAAUGCUACAUCUAUUUAACGAAGUGUUGUAAGAGUACUCUUCUCGUGGUGCGUUUGAAGUCCCUUAGUACGUGACGCUAAGAAGGGCAGAGUACCAUCGACAUAUUGAGUAUUCUGCAGCAGUAGAUUAGAAUAUCGAUGAUGAAGUUAUUGAUAAAACUUUUAUAG
Perkinsus marinus ATCC 50983 is the source of this 685-nucleotide messenger RNA. Its product is annotated as histone H3, putative. The record is from RefSeq and is a predicted model, not a curated record. Gene Ontology annotation, molecular function: DNA binding; protein heterodimerization activity; structural constituent of chromatin. Bases 19 to 429 code for a protein of 136 amino acids. Lineage: Eukaryota; Perkinsozoa; Perkinsida; Perkinsidae. Gene Ontology annotation, cellular component: nucleosome. The transcript has a single exon.